AAUAAAGUGCUGGAUGAGACGCAGUUCAGCAAUCCGAAAUCGUUUGAUUACGAUUUCGAAGAUGAUCUCCGGAAACCGGCCGAUACCAACGAUAUAUACGAUGAAUUGGUGCCCUAUCUGCCCACUUUUGUUCUGCACAAAAACGGAAAAGAUGUUGGAAGAACAAGUGUAAGUUUUUGGGAUCUCUUAAUGACCCGAGCGGAUACAUUUAAGAUUAUCCGUAUGGAACUCUAUGAACCACUGGUAUGCUCUCAUGAGACAACGUAG
Gongylonema pulchrum is the source of this 267-nucleotide messenger RNA. NCBI's taxonomy places the organism in Eukaryota, Metazoa, Nematoda, Chromadorea, Rhabditida, Gongylonematidae. The record is from the annotation of a GenBank genome assembly.